UGUAGCUAGCCCAGCGGCAUGGAGAUCCGAGCACGCGAAGACACGCCAAUGUCCAAUGACCUAACUCCGGCGAUACCUCCCAUUGCCGCCUCUCUACACCACAAAUUCCUUCCCUCGCACUGCUCUGCUUGCUUCGGUCGUCUCCCCUCUUCUUCCUCCUCCACUUCUCUUCAAUCAACCAGCAACAAUCCUCUUUCUUGCUCCCGUUGUUCCGCCACUGUUCAAUACUGCUCCCGCGAAUGCGCUGCCGCCGAUUCUGACAGCCACUUAUCCAGCGGAGAAUGCAGCCUUUUCGCCCUCUGUGCACCUUCUCCCCCCAAGGAUACCACCGAUGUGCGUGCCGCUCUUCGCCUCAUCCAUUUGUUCGAGCGCCUUGGCCUCCUCUCUUCUCCUGUCCCUUGUAGUGAUUCUCCGCGCCGCAUCGGUGGGCUUCUUGCUAGUGGGCUUGUUGAAGUAAUGGAUGAAGGCGGCGAGUUGGCGGAGAGGAUCCGAGAAGGGGCGACGUUGAUGGCCCGAGCUAGAAACUGUAGAUUGGUUGAAGGUUGUAGGUUGCAGAAGGUGUCGAUUGAGGAGGAGGUGUUGUGGGCGGUGAUGACGAAUGCUGUGGAGGUGGAAAUUGGUGAUUUGGGUGGGUUAGGUGUGGCGGUGUACGGACCAUGGUUCUCGUGGUUUAACCAUAGCUGCGUGCCUAAUGCUUGCUACCGUUUUGAGCUUUCUUCCGGGUUCAAAGCUAUCCGUCCUUGUGAUUUGGGUUCUUUCAAAGUUUUGCCGGCUGGUGGCGUUGGAGAAGCACUUGAUGUGUGGAAAACAUGGACUAAUGUCGAGAGUAGCUUGGCUCGUGGCUUGUGUUGGUUUGGCCCUAGAAUCAUAAUUCGCAAUAUCAAACCAUUAAAGAAAGAUGCUGAAGUUUGCAUUGCGUACACUGACCUUUUGCAACCCAAGGCACCGAGGCAUUUUGAUUUGUGGUCAAGAUAUCGAUUUAUCUGUCACUGUAAGCGCUGUUGUGUAUCACCCCAAAUGUACAUGGACUACAUUCUCAGCUGUGAUGCGAGGAGCUUGAACUUGGAAAACAAAUUCUGCAGUGACUCAGAAUGGAUGGAUGUUUCUGACUACUUAGAGGAAACUAUAGCUGAAUAUAUGUUUGAUGGAACUCCAGAAAUAUGUUGUAGAAAGCUGGAGGACAUGCUUUGCCAUAGCUUCCAUUGCAUGCCAUCUGAUGCAUUAGAAUCAAGAUUCAGGCUUCAUCCCCUUCAUUUUCUUUCUUUGAAAACUUGCAUUGUUUUGUCAUCUGCAUACAGAAUACAAGCGAGUAAUGUCGACGAUGUUUCUAAAAAAUUUAAGAUGGCUCGGGCCGCCGCCGCUUGCUCAUUAUUGAUUGCAUGUGCUACCCAUCAUUUAUUCAUGUCUGACACUUCAAUUAUACAAAAUACUGCACUUUUCUGGAUCACUGCUGGCGAGUCUAUUUUAUAUCUUAUUAGAAUUGCAAAAUCUUCGGGACAGUUUGUUGUUUCUGACAUCAACUUGACAUUUGUUGGUUCUCACUUUGCCAUAGAAGGUCAAUCCAAAUCACAGGAAGGUUUGCUGGUUUCUUCUGCACGGUUUAUUGAUAGUGUUUCUCUCAUUAUGAUAAAUUUGUGGCCUUUCUUGGCUAACGGACACUCUUACAUGGAAUGCAUAGAAAACCCUGCAAAUUUCCGUUCGCUACAGAUCACAAAUAGCAAUAAGUGUCGUAAUGAUGGAAGAAAUGCAGGAUAUGUCGGGAAAUAUGGAGGACGAGAAUGCAUUGUAGAAUGGAAUGGCUUGCACCAGCUGGCUGUUUGUUGCUUAGUGUAUGCUAGAUAUCUUGCUAAUAUCUGCCAUGGCCCAGAAAGCUAUUUAUCUGGAAAAGUUGGAUACCUUGAACGUGUCCUGAAGGAAACUGUGUUAUAACUUCAAUUGGGCCUGGAGAGCUGGAUGCAGCACAAAUGAAUGGAUGGAGUUGCAUGCUCGACAAGUCAUCAGGAUUUGAUGAUCUAUAUUUAGAUUAAUAGGAUAGAGGAAACACAUUAGGGCCUCCUUCCACUUCCUCCCUUCCCCUUGAGCCUUAAUUAUAUUUCAGGUGCUCUCAAUUGCCAAGUAAAACUCAUUAAUGGCAUGGCUGCUGUAAUUGGAGUUGCAGGUUUUCCAGAAUGAAUUCGGUAAAUGUCGGCACAAGUUCUGCAUGCAUGGGAAGGCAUAAAGAUUGCUAUGUGUGAGAUUAAGGCUUUGUUUGGAACGGCUUUUUUAUUGCUUCUUCAAGCAGCUUUAUUUUAUUUUUGUAUUAAAAAACUACUUUAAGAAACAGUAAAAAAGCUGUCCCAAAUGAAGUCUAAGGUUUCGUUUGGGACGGCUUUCUUACUGCUUCUUAAAAUUGUUUUUUGGUAAUAAUUUUGGUGAAAAUGUUGUAAUUUGACCAUAACCUAAUCAUAUACACAAUUGGAAGUCUUGACGAUGCCGGUCUAUCGUGGUUUUCAUUCAA
Messenger RNA from Dendrobium catenatum, 2497 nucleotides. RefSeq names its product protein SET DOMAIN GROUP 41. The coding region runs from base 19 to 1929 and encodes 636 amino acids. The record is from RefSeq and is a predicted model, not a curated record. NCBI's taxonomy places the organism in Eukaryota, Viridiplantae, Streptophyta, Magnoliopsida, Asparagales, Orchidaceae. The transcript has 5 exons.